GUAAUCAUUUAAAAUGGUAAGGUACUCUCUUGAUACAGAGAACCCCACAAAAUCAUGCAAGUCAAGGGGUUCAAAUCUCCGGGUCCACUUCAAGAACACCCGUGAAACAGCCCAAGCUAUCAAGGGCAUGCAUGUCCAAAAAGCUACCAAGUAUUUGAAAGAUGUCACAUUGAAGAAACAAUGUAUUCACUUCAGGCAAUAUAAUGGUGGAGUUGGCAGGUGUGCCCAGGCUAAGCAGUGGGGUUGGACACAGGGUCGUUGGCCCAAAAAGAGUGCUGAGUUCUUGCUGCAUAUGCUUAAAAAUGCAGAGAGUAACGCAGAGCUGAAGGGUUUGGAUGUGGAUUCUCUCGUCAUUGAGCAUAUCCAGGUUAAUAAGGCACCUAAAAUGCGACGGCAUACUUACAGGGCUCAUGGUCGGAUCAACCCAUACAUGAGUUCUCCUUGCCAUAUUGAGAUGAUACUUACUGAAAAGGAACAAAUUGUUCUUAAACCAGAAGAGGAUGUUGCUCAAAAGAAAAAGAUAUCCCAGAAGAAACUGAAGAAACAAAAGCUUAUGGCACGGGAGUAAAUAUGACAUUAGAAAGCAAAUAAAAGUGAAAUAAA
Messenger RNA from Vombatus ursinus (common wombat), 603 nucleotides. Its product is annotated as 60S ribosomal protein L17. Bases 14 to 568 code for a protein of 184 amino acids. Gene Ontology annotation, cellular component: ribosome; cytosolic large ribosomal subunit. Gene Ontology annotation, biological process: cytoplasmic translation. Gene Ontology annotation, molecular function: structural constituent of ribosome. The transcript has a single exon. Lineage: Eukaryota; Metazoa; Chordata; Mammalia; Diprotodontia; Vombatidae. The record is from RefSeq and is a predicted model, not a curated record.